Molecule: messenger RNA, 2446 nt
Organism: Rubroshorea leprosula
Lineage: Eukaryota; Viridiplantae; Streptophyta; Magnoliopsida; Malvales; Dipterocarpaceae
Source: the annotation of a GenBank genome assembly
CCAAAGAUGUCCAUUUCCUAAUGGAACUCAUCCAGAACGCAGAGGACAAUGAGUACCCGGAAGGAGUGGAUCCAUCGCUGGAGUUUGUUAUUACCUGUCGUGACAUUAAUUACAGCCACGGGGGCUCCGGCUACACUGCUUUUGUUCAAUAACGAGAAGGGCUUUUCACCCAAGAAUAUAGAGUCCAUUUGCAGUGUUGGUCGGUCUACCAAGAAGGGCAACAGGAAUCGUGGUUACAUCGGGGAGAAAGAGAAAGAAUGUGGCCAUCAAAUAAAAAUUCUUCGAACCGAUAUGGGAGGAGAAUUUUUAUCUAAUGAGUUCGGUAGUUUCUACAAGCAGAAUGGGAUCAAGAGGCAACUUACUAUAAGAAGAACUCCAGAGCAAAACGGGGUUGCUGAAAGGAAAAACAGAACAGUUGUGGAGAUGGCAAGGAGCAUGUUGAAUGAGAAGAAACUUCCACAAACCUUCUGGGCUGAAGCAGUUGCUACUACUGUUCAUAUUCUUAACCUUUCUCCAACAAAGGCCGUGCGAAAUAUGACUCCAUAUGAAGCAUGGUGGAAACGGAAGCCCAAUGUAAGUAGUUUGAGAGUUUUUGGUUGCAUUUCUUAUGCCAUGAUAGCUUCUAAUGAUCGUACAAAGAUGGACCAGAAAAGUGAGAAGUGUAUUUUUGUUGGAUAUAGUUGUGAGUCCAAGGGUUAUCGUCUAUAUAAUCCUAUUACUAAGAAGCUGAUUAUUCGUAGAGAUGUUGUUUUUGAUGAGAACAGUGCAUGGGAGUGGAAUGAAGGAAAGAUUCAGCACUUGUCAUAUGAAGAAAGUGAAUCUAGUGAGCCACAAGCAGAGGAGACGGAAGUUGGCCAACAAUCUUCUCCUACACUGAGUUCUCCAACAAGGUCACCACAAUCUGCUCCAACUCCUCAACCUCGAAGGAUGUUCACUAGAAGCAUGUCUGGUGCCAUUCUUAGGAAGGAAAAACCUUGGGAGCAAGUUUAUGACCUAGAUACUUAUGCACUUCUGGUGGCAGAACCUACUUGCUAUGAUGAGGCAUAUGGAAAACAGGAAUGGGAAAAUUCCAUGAAGGAGGAGAUAGAUUCGAUUGAGAAGAACAACACUUGGGAGCUUGUAGAUAAACCAGAAGGGAAGACUCCAAUUGGUGUGAAGUGGGUCUAUCGAGUGAAGUAUAAAGCAGAUGGGAGUGUGCAAAAAUACAAGGCAAGACUCGUGGCCAAAGGUUAUGUGCAGAAACAUGGUAUUGAUUUCCUUGAAACUUUUUCUCCUGUUGCUAGAUUUGAGACUGUUAGAUUGGUGAUAGCAUUAGCAGCUCAAAUGAAAUGGAAAAUUUUUCAGUUUGAUGUUAAAUCUGCUUUUUUGAAUGGUUGGUUGGAAGAAGAUGUCUAUGUUGAGCAGCCUGAAGGAUUCAUUGUUCAAGGCAAAGAAGGAAAGGUGUACAAGUUCAAGAAAGCUCUUUACGGACUCAAGCAAGCCCCGAGAGCCUGGUAUGGUAGACUUGAUUCAUACUUGCAUGAUAAUGAUUUUCAUCGCAAUGAAAAUGAGCCCACUUUGUAUGUGAAGGUGAAAGGAGGUGAUAUUCUCAUUAUUUGUGUUUAUGUGGAUGAUAUUAUUUACACUGGUUCUUCUAACAUUCUUAUUGAAGAAUUUAAGAAGAAUAUGUCUGCUGAAUUUGACAUGUCUGAUUUGGGGCUGCUGCAUUAUUUCCUUGGGUUACAAAUUUACCAAACUGAUUAUGGUAUUUUUGUUUCACAAGAGAAGUACGCAUUGGAUUUGCUAAAAAAAUUCAACAUGCAGAAUUGCAAGAUGUCUGCUACUCCUAUGAAUACAAAUGAGAAGUUGACAGUAGAUGAUGGAACUCCAAGAGCUAAUGAGAAGUAUUUUAGAAGUAUGGUUGGUGGAUUAAUGUAUUUGACUCACACUAGACCUGAUAUCAUGUUUUCAGUUAGCUUGGUUUCAAGGUUCAUGCAUAAUCCCUUUGUGCAUCAUCUUGGAACAGCAAAACGAAUUCUCUGUUACAUCCGAGCAACAAGCAACUUUGGAAUUUGGUACAAGCCAGUGCCUAACUUUAAAUUUCUUGGUUUUACUGAUAGUGAUUGGGCAGGUUCUGUAGAUGACAGAAAAAGCACAAGCGGAUAUAUAUUCAAUCUUGGCUCGGGUGCUGUAUCUUGGAGUUCAAAAAAGCAAGAAUGCACUGCAUUAUCUUCCUCUGAAGCAGAAUAUGUUGCUGCUUCAUCAGCUGCUUGUCAAGCAAUUUGGAUGCGAAGGAUUAUGAAAGAUUUGCAGCAAGUUCAAGAGAAGGCAACAAAGAUCUUCUGUGACAACCACUACAGCAUUUUUGCCAUUUAGCUAUGGACAAAAACCGUAGAUAUAUGAUAAAAAUCUGUAGGCAUAUGCAUCUCAAGACUUAUACCUACGGUAAAAAAAGUGUAAGUAUAUG